UCCCCUGCUGUAGCUUUCUGCCACUGAGAGGCCUCUGACUUGUGGAUUACUGGAUGGAAAUGUCCGAGUCAGUCAAACCUCUGACCUCCUUCCUCAUAGAGGACAUCCUCUCCAUUACGGACGGCACAAGAUUUAAAGGCAAGUGCUCUUCACAGAAGAUGGAAAGAUGUUCACAGUGGAUAGAAGGAACUGAAAAGUUGUCAGAGAAACUCUGCCCUCAGGAAACAGCAUUCGGAGUGCAGACAGAGUCUCUGGACCCAUCCUGUCCAAGCACCUCAGAGUCCAGCAGGUUUUCCUCCACAGGGAAGCAGAAGCGCUCUAGAGCUGCAUUUACACACCUCCAGGUGCUCGAACUGGAGAAGAAAUUUAACCACCAGAAAUACCUGACGGCCCCAGAGAGGGCUCACCUGGCCAGCACCUUAAGACUAACCGAGACCCAAGUGAAAAUCUGGUUUCAGAACCGGAGGUACAAGACGAAACGGAAACAGCAAACAUCAGAAUACAAAGCAGAGGGACUGGGCCUGAGAGACGAGCUGGUCCAGUCAUCACUGAUCACCUCCUUCUGCAAAGCUUACCAAUGCAGACCCUACCUGUGGGACUAUAGUGGCCCCUGGGGGCCAACGUUAUGGUGAAAAUGAAAUGAUGUAUGAAGCUAUGAUUUUUAAUUAUAAAACUAUGUUUUACAUC
Plectropomus leopardus (leopard coralgrouper) is the source of this 687-nucleotide messenger RNA. It is a transcript of the gene nkx3-1, whose product is annotated as NK3 homeobox 1. NCBI's taxonomy places the organism in Eukaryota, Metazoa, Chordata, Actinopteri, Perciformes, Serranidae. Gene Ontology annotation, cellular component: nucleus. Gene Ontology annotation, molecular function: RNA polymerase II cis-regulatory region sequence-specific DNA binding; DNA-binding transcription factor activity, RNA polymerase II-specific. Gene Ontology annotation, biological process: cell differentiation; regulation of transcription by RNA polymerase II. The record is from RefSeq and is a predicted model, not a curated record.